This is a messenger RNA of Erythranthe guttata (spotted monkey flower), 2751 nucleotides long. The record is from RefSeq and is a predicted model, not a curated record. NCBI's taxonomy places the organism in Eukaryota, Viridiplantae, Streptophyta, Magnoliopsida, Lamiales, Phrymaceae.
AUGGAGCCAGAAAACAAUGAUAUGGUGGUUUACGAGGGUGGAGAACACAAUAAGCAACCUAGGGGAUUGAUGGAGGAUUAUUCGGAUGAAUUUUCUACCGAACAAAUAUUUGAGACACGAGAAGCUCUACUUGAGUGGGUUAAAGGUGUUGGUAGACGCCACGGAAUGGUGAUAAACACUUUCGUUUCAAAUCCGGGAUUGAAAGGGCGUAGAAGACCGUAUGUAAUACUCGCAUGCGAGCGUGCGGGUGAAUAUCGUGGGAAGAAGAAAGCCGGUGAGGAUGACCAAGGAGAGGGAAAGAGGAGGACGGGUUCUAAAAAAUGUAAUUGCACAUUUAGAUUAAAGGGGACAAAACAAGGAAAAGAUACUGAUAAUGUUGGGUGGGAUUUAAAAGUUCAAUGUGGUACUCACACCCACACGGAUUUUGAGAACUUGCACGGCCACUCUUAUGCCGGGAGACUAACAAAAGAAGAGAUGAUACUUGUUGAAGGAAUGUCUAAAGCAAUGGCGAAGCCGAAGGCGAUUCUCAAAUCAUUAAAGAUAAGGGACGAGACGAAUGUAACUGGAAUGAGGACAAUUUACAAUUAUCGUCAGAAAUUGCAAUUGAAAGAGAGACUUGGAAGAACUCAAAUGCAAGAAUUGUUUGCAAGGUUGUCAAAAGAUAAGUGUACCUUCUACCAUAGAGUUAACAAUAAUAAAGAGGUAAUCGAUAUGGUGUGGACUCAUCCGAGUUGUGUUAAGUUAGCUCGUAGCUAUCCGUACGUAUUCAUCAUGGAUUGCACAUACAAAACCAAUCGAUAUAAACUCCCAUUACUUGAGAUUGUUGGCUUUACAUGUACGCACAAGACGUUCUCCAUUGCCUUUGCUUACUUGGAGUACGAAAAGACGGAGAACUACGUUUGGGCAUUGCAAAGUUUGGAGAAGAUACUCGGAAAUUGUCCUCCGCCUAAUUGCAUCGUAACUGAUCGGGAAUUGAGUUUAAUGAAAGCGAUUGGGGAUGUAUAUCCAACCAGUCAUCACUUGUUGUGUCGUUGGCAUGUGAACAAGAAUAUAUAUUCCACCUGUAAAGCGAUGUUCUCAUCUGAGAAGUUGUGGAAUCAGUUUAAUAGAGAUUGGGCGACUCUUAUUGAAGUGGAGUCCGAAGAGAUAUUCAAUAGAGAUUGGGAGAUCAUGCAACGGACUUUUGUUGAUUAUCCGGAUGCCAUAGCAUAUCUUACCAAAUCAUGGUUGGAUCCGUACAAGGAGAGGCUUGUAUCGGCAUGGACUAAAAAAUAUCAACAUUUCGGUACUUACACUUCAAACCGGGCGGAGGGUGCGCACUCUCGGCUGAAGAGCGAUAUGGGCAAUUGCCUUGGCACAUUUGUUCAGGUGUAUGAACAUAUCAACAGUAGUAUUAUGACGCAACAUGAUGACAUAAGGGCAUCAUUUGAGAAGAGCAAGAAUACAUACCUCCACUGUUUCAAGAAACCAAUCUAUAGUGAGCUUCGAGGAGCUGUCUCGCAAUGCGCCCUUGACCACCUAAAAAUUGAGCUUGAUAAAGCCCAAAAGUUGCUUCCAAACAGUGACAUGCUAUGUGAAUGUGCUAUCCGUGCAACACACGAUCUACCAUGUUACCACGAGCUUCGCGAGUUUGUCCAGAAGAAAUCUCAUGUUCCACUUGAAUUAGUAGGCUCCAUUUGGAAGCAUAUGAGUAUGGAGCCGGUUAUUGGUCAAGGAGAGCUUCCUAAUGAUGACGAACUCAUGAAAGGAUGGCACAAACGGUUUGCAUCGGCCGGUGUAGAUGAAAGGAACGAAAUGCUAAACAAGUUCAGCGAAAUUGUAUAUCCUCAACGAACAUCUACAAUGGAGCCAUCGGAAAAGGCCACCACUAGAGGUCGACCGGGAAAAAAGUUAAAGGUGGUUGAUAAAUCAACUCGUCGCAACCCAUCGAGGCAUGAGUAUCCACCAUCGACACAUGAUAGUUAUUUUGCUAAGCUCGAAGGCGUGACGUGGGUUUGUCCUAAAAUUUCACGACCUAUGAAAGUGGAUUUAAUGCCGUCACAAGAGUCGGCUAAACCCAUUUUAUUACGAAAGUUGCCGGGUCGAAAAGUCAACGGCAAGGCUUUGUUUCUUGACCAAAUCCAUCCAAUGUUUCAGACGUAUGUAAAAAGUAUAAAGAAUGUCGACUCGGAUGGUCAUUGUGGAUUUCGAGCGGUUGCAUCGAUGAUGGGUUUCGGAGAAAAAAAUUGGAAUCGUGUACGAGGAGACAUGGUUAAUGAGCUAUAUAAGAACGAAGCAAUAUACCUGAAGAUGCACCGUCGUCGUGAAAACAUUUGUGCGUUAGAAACGCGACUGUGUUGUUUGGAAAAAUAUGCUACAAGAGAGUAUUGGAUGUCCUUACCCGAUAUGGGUCAUAUCAUUGCCUCUACGUACAAUAUUGUGCUCGUCUACUUAGCACCACAACAAUGUCUCACUUUCCUUCCCUUAAACAGUGAACCGCUGCCCUCCGAUAAGAUACGAGAGCAUGGACUAGCUUACGUAAACAACAACCACUUCGUACAUGUCGUACUGAAAAAGAAUUGUCCUAUACCUCCUAUAGCGGAUUAUUGGCGACGAUGCCAUGAUGAAAAAGCAGAUGGUUGGAAGACUUCCGAUAUGGAAUCAAGGAUUACAAUGUUUAGGAAGUUAGUUGGUCAAGAAGUAGCCUUGCAAGAAACCUUCAUAGAUUUAACAUAUGCAAGUGAAGACGAGAUGGUAAAAGAUUUUCCGUGA